This is a messenger RNA of Arctia plantaginis, 297 nucleotides long. The record is from the annotation of a GenBank genome assembly. NCBI's taxonomy places the organism in Eukaryota, Metazoa, Arthropoda, Insecta, Lepidoptera, Erebidae.
AUGAAGCUCAUUUUCAUUUUAAUGAAAAUAUCAUUUCCUUCCAAGGAGGUAUAUCCAAAGUUUACAUCCGUCAUUUUGCAUGGGCCAACGGUCGAGUGGCGGUGGCAGGGGUGCAAGGGGGUCGGCGCGGCGGGUGGAGCGGUGCCACCCCGCGAGUUCCCCCCCACCCCCAUCGCGGGAUCGAUACGUCAUUUGAGCUGGUCGCCAUGGAGACCGCGAACGGAGCGGGGCGGCGCCGCGGCUUCGGUAUGGUGGGUGCACAGCGCUCCGCGGAAAGCGCGAGACCUCGCCAAAUGA